This is a messenger RNA of Scatophagus argus, 5564 nucleotides long. Its product is annotated as tetratricopeptide repeat protein 39B. The transcript is spliced from 19 exons. Lineage: Eukaryota; Metazoa; Chordata; Actinopteri; Scatophagidae. Bases 222 to 1970 code for a protein of 582 amino acids. The record is from RefSeq and is a predicted model, not a curated record. Gene Ontology annotation, molecular function: protein binding.
UAUUCCUCCCUCUCUUCACGGAAGAGAGCGCAGGAUCGGCGUCCUGAGGCAGCGGAGAGCAGCAGGUCGGAGCGGGAUGACGGAUUGAGAGCAGGAACAAGCGAGCAGCCGGGAGGACAACAGGAAGUGCGGGGGACAGUAAGGACGGCGGCGCGGAAAAUGGGCCUGCGGUUCUCCUGAUAGGACCGGAGCAGCAGCAGCGGAGGCCAGCGGACGCAGACAUGGCCCACGUAGGCAACGGAGCGGCAGCCGAGGAGGAGGAGGAGGACUGCUUUGAAGAUGCCUACGACCGAAUACCAACGGCCUGUCAAAUGGACUUGCAGACAGCCAUCCAGGAGACUCAGUGUGCUCUUAAUCUGGUGCUCAACAAUAAGUUCUCUGAAGCUCUGGACCUCCUGAAACCAUGGUGGAAGGACAGCAUGUAUCACGCGCUGGGUUACAGCAGCAUCCUGGUGAUGCAGGCGACUAUGACCUUCGAACACAGAGACAUCCAGGCUGCCAUGGCAACCAUCAAGCAAGCAUUGCAAACCUGUCAGAGGUUCAGGAAGAAGAACUCUGUGGUCGGAUCUUUGUCCAGUCUGAUCAGCAAGCAGUCAAACCUGCAGGAAGAGGAGAUGCACGCUGAGCUCUGCUACGCCGAGUGUCUGCUGCAGAAAGCCACAUUGACGUUUGUGCAGGAUGAGAACAUGAUCAGUUUCAUCAAAGGAGGCAUCAAGGUUCGAACAAGCUACCAAAUCUACAAGGACUGUCAGAAUGUGCUGAAUGUCACUCAGGACCUCGCCGGCCAGUCUGAUUCGUUCAGACAGUUUGAGGGCGGAGUCAAGCUGGGCAUCGGAUCCUUCAACCUGAUGUUGUCUCUCCUCCCUCAGAGGAUUUUGAGGUUGUUGGAGUUCAUCGGAUUCUCAGGAAACAGGGGGUUCGGCUUGUCUCAGCUGAGGGAAGGAGCCUCCAGUCACAGCCUGCGGUCCAUCCUCUGCGCUCUGACUCUGCUCUUCUACCACACAUACGUGUCGCUGAUACUCGGAACUGGAGAGGGGAACCUGGUGGAGGCUGAAGCUCUGCUGGAGCCGUAUCAGCACAAAUACCCCAAAGGCUCCAUCAUUCUCUUCUACACUGCUCGCAUCGCCACACUGCGAGGGAACUUUGAGAAGGCCCGGGCGAGGUAUGAGGAGUGCAUCAGCAGCCAGCAGGAGUGGAAGCAGAUCCACCACCUGUGCUACUGGGAGCUGAUGUGGACUCACUCCUACCAGCAGGAGUGGCAGCAGGCGUAUCACUACGCUGACCUGCUGUGCCAGGAGAGCCGCUGGUCCAAGGCAAUCUAUGUAUACCAGAAGGCGGCCAUCCUCAGUAUGAUGUCAGAGGAGGAGGCGAAGAAGACCGGGGAGGACAUCGUGGGGCUCUUCAGGCAGGUGGAGGGGCUGAAGCAGCGGCUGGCUGGGAAGUCCAUCCCAACGGAGAAAUUUGCAGUGAGGAAGUCCAGACGCUACAAAGCUGCUAACCCCGUCCCCCUGGUCAUCCCCGCUCUGGAGAUGAUGUACGUCUGGAACGGUUUCACCAUCGUCGGGAAGAGAGCCGACAGUACGGAGUCCCUCCUGGUUACCAUAGAAACGGCUGAGGAGCAGCUUCGCGGCGACCCCAACCCGUCAGAGUUUCAUCCAGAUGACAGCUGCCUGGUCCAGAUGUUGAAGGGACUCUGUCUGAAACAUCUGGGCCGCUUACUGCAGGCCGAGCUGUGCUUCACGCAGGUCCUGUCCAGUGAGAGUCGUAUCAGAUAUGAUCACUACUUGAUCCCCUUCACUCUCUAUGAGUUGGGUUUGCUGUAUAAGCAACAGGGAGACUUCACCAAGGCCACGACGUACAUCGAAAAUGCCAAGAUGAACUACAAGGACUACUCCAUGGAGUCCAGACUGCACUUCAGGAUCCACGCAGCCCUCAACAGCCUCAAAGGGUCACCUGUCAGCACCCCAUAACACUCAGAAACAUCUCUAACCUAAGUUUCCUCACAAUUCGGCCUAAAUGAAUGAACCGCCUCUUAGUGAAGAGGAGUCCGUGUGUUGCUGGCAAACUCCUCUUUUCCUUAUUUGUUGUUUUCAGAUGAGAUUAUUGCAGCUCAUCUCAACCAGGCAGAGCUGUGGUUCAAUGCCAAAUGUCAGUUUAAUCAACAUACUUUAAGAUGGUGUGAGGGGGGCUCGUUCAGAGACACAGCUCCACUUUUUGAUUUAAAAGCACAAAGUAAAGUAAAGGUUAAAACCAUAGAGGGGUAACCAAUACGUGACAGAACAUCUGGGAACAACAAUCAAUAUUCUCACCGCCAUGUCGCUUCACCUGCAGCUCUGUCUGAACGGGCCCUGAAACCAACGCUAUGUCAACACCAAUCAGAUACAAGCCUUAAACUGAAGGAGAUUAGGAUUUUUAGGAUUUUGUGCUCGCAAAAAGAAACAAAAACCAAAACUGUGUGUUUUUAAAUUAGACUCAUAAAAGAAGCAGUGAAGUGAUGAAGCUGAUGAGUGCUGACAGCAGGAGGAGGAGCACACGGGUUUAAUGUUUUCUUUGCCUUUUUCCAUUUCCUGCUCACACACACACCACAAACAUGCAGUCGCAGCCUUUUCACCAACCGUGGCUUACACACACACACACACACACACACACAGUAUUUCCAGCUUGCACACACUGGACAACAUGCACCCUGAAAAGAGAAACACACACGUUUAGCAGCAAUAUAAGAGAACUGGUGUCGGUCGGUGAGCCUCCUGGUCUGUUGCUGUGUGUCUGUGCUGAUCAGACUGUGGUGUCAGCAGGGCAGCUUUUCAGGCAGGAAUCAUUUCUGUCAGGCUUAGAUUUUAAAAAGCUCCACAGAGUUUCCACAUCAGUGCGGUUUUUUCCAGGCAGAUGCAUAUGAAUCAUACAAAGGCGCUUCGUGUCUCCAGGGGGCGCUGUGUGAAGUCUGAUAGAUGACCUCAAGUGACGUCACUCGAGUCAGCUUUAAGGCUACAAACCCGCCGCUGUGAAGUUUGCUCUGUGGCGGCUCCUCAUCUGUGUUAGCUGCUGCUAGCGUGACACUCCCCACGUUUCAACACCUGUGUGGAACCACAUCAAACAGUACUUGAAAACACGGUUCUGUAUUGGCUUAAAGGCCUUAAUUUCUUCACACGGUGCAGCUCUGGCCCCACAGAUUGUCAAAACUCACUCCAGUUUAACUGAACCUUCUGUAGACAAAGAAGUGAAAAGAGUGAAAGCUUCAGAUUCACCUCAGCGGUCGUCGUCGUGUUUGAGCUAACGCUAACGUCCUGACUGUCGCAGGCCUACGAUCAGACAAGCCAAGAGAGACGGCCUGUUCUGUCAUUUGUUAUGUUAAGUUUUAAGUUAUGUAGAUCAACAACAUACAUUAUAUAUAUAUAUCUAUAUAUAUAUCUAUAUAUGGAUAUAUAAAUAAAAAAAUGAAAGCACAUUUUUAAUCUCCAAUCAGCCGAAAUUUAAAAACAAACAAACAAAAAAACAGCGAGAGUGAGACCAAAUGGUUUUUAUGAUUUCUGGCUUCAAGUAGUUUGAUACUGUUUACUUCUGUGGAUGUGAUUUAUUAACAAAGGUACGCUGCUUUUAUACGAGGUGGAUUUGGGACGUGGACACGUGAGAACUUGGACGGCUCACCUGCUAAACAUCGCAACACUCCCAUUUAAACCGCACACAUCAGACAGAACCGCGUACUGCUGAUGUCAGGACGUCAUGCAGUCCCGAACAAGAACGUCAGCGGAAACCUGAUUACACCUUUGCUUCCAUUUUAACAUGUGGCUGAAGAAUGCACUUUUCCCACGGACUCCAGUGAGCCUGGAGUCGUCCUCCCUCUCAUGAAUGUAUGAACCUGAAGACCAAAUCACGCGUGUGUGUCUUGCUGUGCGUGUCUUCUGUUUUCUCGUGUUAUUUGUGCCUGUUGAAGAGUUCGGCUGUCCUUGUACUCGCGUGUUUUGUGUGAUCUGAACAACCGAAUUCGCAAAGUGCAGUAAACAUUCAGGAGUUUGUUGGUAGAGUUAGUCGUAGUUUUACACAAAAGACCAGAGUCCUCUAUGUAUAAGAGUUGUGGCGGUAAAUUUUAGUUUCUCCCUGGACGAAAGUACGAAAACUAACGCCAGGAAACUGCUAGCGUUUUGGGCCAAGGUUGCUAGCUUUUGCAUCCGGAAGAACAAAGUUCAAAUCAGCGAAUGUUACUGGGAAGGCAUCAUUUAUUAAAAGGAGUAAGCAAAGCACGCUACAACGUUAGCAUGUCGCUUGUUAUCGCUCGUCACCAUGUGUGACGAUCACGUGGCUACCAGCAUGAACUGUUCGUGUCGUCACUGAGCGUGGUGAAGGUGAAAAUAUAUUCUGUUCCCUGCACGAUGCAAAAGCUUUUUAACCCGUUUUCCUCUCGUAAAACAAGAUGGUGGCCGGAAAUGGUUCUUCCUUAUUUUGUACGGAGUAUAACACUAAUCCAGAUGACAGUCGAGCAUCGACAGUUUUGGUUCAAAGUGGUUUAACUUGGAUGACGGUUGUAACCUGUUAAAAGUUUUGUUUUGCAGUGGGGGGGGAUGUUUUUGGUCCGUUUGUGUCAGUCGUUCGUGUGGGUGCCUCUGGGUCGGGUUCUCCAUAGGAUUCACAUUGCAUGUUAUUCUUCAUUUAGAUUUUUAUUUUCUAAUAAGAGACAUGACUGUUGGUGCUUCACGGCAGGAAGUGAUGUAAGCCAACGUGGCAGGCUUUACGGUUACAGAAGGUGAUCCACAUGGUGCAAUAAAAUGAAAACAGAAGCAUUAUUGUUCAUCAUUAGCUGUUUUUUAUGUUUGUGUGCCUCUGCGUGUUGCCGUGUUUCAGAUUUGUCAUGAGCAUCGUGCAGAUUGGAUGUUUUUAAAGCAGUGACUGCACCGUUUUGUCAUGAUGACACGUCACGCGCCUCAUGACGCCCUCUGAUUGAACAGGAAUAUGUCAAGUGGGUGAGAGGCAGGAGAAAAUGUCCCAAAGCUGCCCAACAUGAUGAAAUGUGUCGUCCAGAAUUACUCCAUGUGCGAAAUGUGUGCAAUAGAUUUUGAAAGCCAUAAUUCUUUCGUUCGUUUGCCUUUUAACUCUGAUGGACGUCAUGGCUGACUCGUCCCAUCGUACCAGAAACGGGACACAGUGGACACACUCCUGAUGGUGUUUGUCUCAACCUGCUGGCCAAUCCUCUGGUUUGAUCCUCACCUUUGAUGCUUCGUGGUGCGUUUGUGGCAUUUAAAUCUUCAAACUGCGCGUCCUGCCUGACCUCCGGCCAGCUCGGACGUUUGACUCGUCGGUCCAUCAGGAGUGUGAGCCACAGUGUCCUGAGCUGAUCCUCGGUUGUUGAUUAACUGUGUGAUUAAACGUCUGUCAGAAUUUUGUGUCUUCACGUCCAGAACUGCUGGAUUCAAGCAGAAACGGGUCAAAAUGUCCUUUGGGAUCCUUUCAGUCAGUGAAAACUGUUUGAUCAGUUUGGUUUUGGAUUAUUGACAUGUUGUGAGUAUUGAUGUCUGAUGUUACUCGGCUGAUCUUUGUCUGUUCCAACAAUAAAUUAAUCUGAGCUUCAA